This is a messenger RNA of Centropristis striata (black sea bass), 3852 nucleotides long. It is a transcript of the gene itpk1b, whose product is annotated as inositol-tetrakisphosphate 1-kinase b. The transcript has 11 exons. The record is from RefSeq and is a predicted model, not a curated record. Lineage: Eukaryota; Metazoa; Chordata; Actinopteri; Perciformes; Serranidae. Gene Ontology annotation, molecular function: ATP binding; inositol-1,3,4-trisphosphate 5-kinase activity; magnesium ion binding. Gene Ontology annotation, biological process: inositol trisphosphate metabolic process. The coding region runs from base 263 to 1483 and encodes 406 amino acids. Gene Ontology annotation, cellular component: cytoplasm.
GGUGUGUGCAGGCAGGCAGUUCAAUGUAGAGUGUGAGGGAGAAAGCACCAGGAACAUCUCAACGUGAGUCCAGUUCAGCCUGUCAUCUGUCACCCCGCUUCAAAACUUCUACUCCUUCUCCAGCGGACGGACCGAGAUGGGAAACUACCCGAGCUAGUUUGUGAAGAGGACACACAUUUCAGGGGGAGCUGAGCUAAAACUGCCAGGUUGAGCCUUCAGUCACACAGUUCACCUCCGGAGAAGGAACAGGAGCACAGUGGAGAUGCAGACUUUCCUGAAAGGCCGGAGAGUCGGCUACUGGCUCAGCGAGAAGAAGAUGAAGAAGCUCAAUUUUCAGGCCUUUGCUGAUUUGUGCAGGAAAAGAGGAAUAGAAGUUGUUCAGCUGGACCUCAGCCAGCCUCUGGAGGAGCAGGGUCCCCUGGACGUCAUCAUCCACAAACUGACUGACCUCAUCCUGGAGGCUGACCAGAAUGAUUCACAGGCUGUUCUGCUGGUGCAAAGAGUACAGGACUACAUUGAUGCCCACCCUGAGACCAUCGUCCUAGACCCUCUUCCAGCCAUCCGAACUCUGCUGGACCGUUGCAAGUCCUACCAGCUCAUCCACAGGAUAGAGAGCUGUAUGCAAGAUGAAAGGAUUUGCUCUCCUCCAUUCAUGGUCCUGAACUCAGAGUGCAGCCCAGAUGUGCUGGAGCAGAUCAAGAUGCAAGGACUCACAUUCCCCUUCAUUUGCAAAACGCGGGUGGCUCAUGGAACCAACUCCCACGAGAUGGCCAUUAUCUUCAGCGAAGAGGACCUGAAGGACGUGAAGCCUCCGUGUGUGAUCCAGAGCUUCAUCAACCACAACGCUGUGCUCUACAAGGUGUUUGUGGUGGGAGACUCCUACACCGUGGUGGAGAGACCUUCACUCAAGAACUUCCCUGCUGGACCUGCAGACAGGAAAGCAAUUUUCUUCAACAGCCACAAUGUUUCCAAACCAGAGUCGUCCUCAGACUUGACCACGAGAGAGAACUUGGAGGGAGAGUCUCAGCCGCCCAAUGAUGAUGUCAUCAGAGAGUUGUCCAGGUCAUUGCGACAGGCGCUCUGCGUGUCCCUGUUUGGCAUUGACGUCAUCAUCAACAACCAAACAGGCCAACACGCAGUCAUCGACAUCAAUGCAUUCCCUGGAUAUGAGGGCGUCCCCGAGUUCUUCAAUGACCUCCUGAACCACAUCACCAGCGUGCUUCAGAGCCACAACCCGGACUUCGCCCCCCCCAGCGAGCAGCCCAAAGCCCUGCCGGUGAGCACCACGGUACCCAACGCCGCCCCGCCCGCCCCCGGCUGCUGCAGCAUGCUGGGAAAAGAGGCCAGCGGCAGCCCAUGGAUCGUAGAGGGCGACGGAGGUCUGAAGGGCCCCCGCCAGAGACUGGGCUGCAACUCGGCCAUGUCCCCUAACUUCCAGCAGCACUGUGUCUCCACGAUAGCUACCAAGGCUUCCUCCCAGUGACUGAUCCCCUGCCCCCACUCCGUUUGACCCCUGAACAAAAAAAAACAAACAAAAAAACGGAUGACAAUGGUGACAAUAAUAAUGAAUAAUAAUCAUAAUAAUUAUGAUGUUAAUGAUGAUAAUAUAUCUAAUCAAAAACAAACCUUUUCCUAUAUAGUUAUUGAAAAUGAUGGUGAUUGAGUGUAAGCUUUUUUCUCUCUGCCUUUUUGUAUUUUUCGUUUCGUCUAAUGAGACUUAACAGUACUGUAAUGUGAACUUUUGGGAACUUUUGCCUAAUAGCUGAUUUUAUUUUUCUCUCUUGUGUGAGUUCUCUGUAAUGAAAGGGUCCAGAUGAGGUAGCUAAUGGGACUGGCUGAAUCAGGACUGGAGACAGAUGUGCCACUAGACGUGCAAUGUAUGAUCCCUUGUAUCUCAUAUAAACACACACACUCACACACACAGGUACGUUUACAGUGCGACGGACCGUACCGGUGAUGUGUGUCUGGUCGAUACCACUGACUCCUCCACACAAAGGGAGGGGGAGUAAAAGGUGGCUGGACAUUUGAACACUAUUCCUCAGAUCCUGGGCUGCUAUGUGACUGUGGCCAACUGACAGCACAGGACAUAAUGAGUCUGAACACGAAUGACAAGAUAGUUUGUGGUUUUUGUUAGUUUGAACAAACUGGUAAGCCGUUUACUUUUCCGAGUGCCAUCAAAUUUACUGCGAGGGUUGGAAGGACGUCAGUUAAAAAGUAAAUCUCCAUGACCAUGUGACCAAGUUUUUUUUUUUAAUGACUGUUGCACCAAUGUUUCGAGGUGUGUUUUACUGUAUGUCAGGUGUUUAAACAAACAAACCGCAUCCUUGUUAAGAGUCCCAGUUUGAGUCGCUCCGGUGCAGGAAGAUGAGGAUCACAUUCCUUUUCGUGUUUGUGGAUGUUUUCAGAGAAUUCCAUGAUUUUUCAGAAUUCCAGUGGGAUCUUGUGAGAUUUCUCUCAUCACUUCAUGGGUUUGUAAUCUCCUUCAAACAGACUCUCUCCACAUGUCUUCAGUGCUUGUAUCUGUAAUGUGAGCAAACUACUCUCCUGAGGCCAACUUGACCUAUCUACAGACUUUUGGGGGCUGCUGUGUUAAUCAGAAAAUCAAAUUAUUCCACUAAAAUGACGGUAAAAUGUGUUUGAAUACCCACAAAUUGGGUAUUAAAUAUUUUGCUACCAUUAAAUAACAGUUCCAGGUGAUUUGUUCAGCUUUUAUUGCGUCUCUCAUUUGAUUUAGUUUCACCCUAACAGCACUUUCUUGCAAAUUGUAGUCAAAGAAACCUUCAGUGACGUCGGUUCAUUUCAAGCUGCUGUAAUUUUGUCACGUUUUUAAAAAUCAUUUGGAAGGGAAGUGGCGGGGGAGACAGUCCAGCUCUUGUUCCCAGUGUUCACUGUGAGAUUUUUUUACUCCAAUUUUGUUAAUAUCUUUGUCCUGAUAUCUACUAAGAGCAACUUUAUUUUAUUGAGAUUUUAUGGGGAAAAAUGUUUUAUAUAAAUGAAAUGAGAGCACGGUUGGGAUGUUUUUGAACAAACAGUGGAUAUUUACUUAGAGGUAUAGUAAAAUGCUGGUUGUACUGGUGGUGUCAAAGGGGCAGGAGGGCUUGUGGUUGAUGCUGUUGUCUCCCUCUAGCAUCUAGUGGGAAGGAGUGCCGGAUUUUUGCAUUCCCCUGAGCCUGCUUCUUCUCGUCCCAGAGAGCUCCUCCUAGGUGUUUUUUCUUCCUCCAUCAGUAUCCGAGGGAACGGACUGUCCUCUUGCUCGCCCUGUGAUCGUAAAUUAUAGUGUCAGCGCAGCCAUCUCACCAGCAUCUCUCUGGGACAAAAGAAUACCAACCAUGUUCUGAAAGUUGCUCUUCACUGCACACAUUUCAUUGUGAGGAUAGUUCCACAACACAGUAAAUAUCCUGUUUUAAUCUCUCACAAUUUGAGUGUCGUGAAGCACAACAUAUUCAGAAUGUAAAGGUAUAGCAGCACGUUCAGAGGGACUUUUCCUCAUCUAGAAAAAAGGGGCUAAGUUCUGGAUGUGUCCCUGUUAAAGCUGGAAAUGCUGAUAUCUGUGUACACCACUAUAAUGUGUGUCCUAUGUUGUGUUCCUUAUCGUGCUUCUAAAUGGGAAAUAAAUGGUUAAUCCUACCCUUGGUCCUUUCUGCAACCCAGACGGUGUCAUCAUGCUCCCAGUUUCCACCUGAAUGUUUACUUCUUGGGUGUCUUGUACAGUACGUGUAUAUAUGCCCAGGCUUACAUCCGUACAGUAUGUUGUUUUGUAUCAGUUCUGUAAUUGAGGAAUCCACAAUUUUGUGACCUUUUUUUAAUUAAAUGGCCAAAACAACAGGGCGAAAAUAAACAUGUGAAACCUCA